This is a messenger RNA of Populus nigra (black poplar), 3109 nucleotides long. Its product is annotated as protein BLISTER-like. Gene Ontology annotation, biological process: regulation of growth. The record is from RefSeq and is a predicted model, not a curated record. The transcript is spliced from 13 exons. NCBI's taxonomy places the organism in Eukaryota, Viridiplantae, Streptophyta, Magnoliopsida, Malpighiales, Salicaceae. The coding region runs from base 362 to 2677 and encodes 771 amino acids.
GUAAAACACGAAACCCAAAAAAAAAAAAAAAACAGAGAGAGAAAACAAAGGAGAUCUGCCUGAAGUGCACCCACGAUUUAUUUUUGCGCACAACAAACAGCUCUCCUCCCUUCUCACUCUCACCCGAUCAGAUCGGACCUCUUUUUUUUUUUUUUCCUUUUUUGGUCCGUACAAAAUCAAGAUUCUAUUAAAUUAAAUUUCAAAAUCCGAAUUUAACUCACCAUUAUACCUUUCAAAAUUACAAUAUUUCCUUCGUUUUUUAUUUCUUGAUCUGGAUUAUUUUUUGUGUGAUUGUGAUUGGUUUGUGGAUAAGUAGUUUAAUUGGAUGGGAAUUUGAGGGUAUCAACUUCUAGAGGGGUAAAUGGCGUCGGCUCAGGCGUUGCCAGGCUCACGGAAACAGGAGCAUCUCGAAGCAGGAAAGCGACGGUUGGAGGAGUUCCGCAAGAAAAAGGCAGCAGAGCGAGCCAAGAAAGCCGCACCCACCAGCCAACCUCAUGCUUUGGAUGUGAGCCUAGAUCAGAAGCAACUGUUGGAGACUGAACAUGCACGGCUAGCAGAUUCAGAUGGAGUUGGCACAUCUGAUGGACCUGGCAGACCUGUUGAACCCAUUGGUGCAUCUAUGAACAAUGGCAACAAAAUUUAUAUUACCGAGAAAGUUGAACAAAGUUCUUUGAAAGAUUCAGAUCCUAGUCGUCCUUCAUUGAGUGAUUAUAGUACUUCAGGAAUAACACAGAAAUACACAAAUCAUUUUGAUUCAAACAGGCAUGAUGCUUCAGGAUUCGCUGGAUCAGCCAAUGUUAAGUAUGGCCAAGAGACAGAAAAAAUGAAUAAUGAAUCUGGAAUAUAUACAGGGAGCCAAGGGGACAGGAGUUCAUCUGACCAUUCUAUUGUUAGUGGUUUUUAUGGCAGUUCUAGUCAAUCCAGCCUUUAUGGAAGGGAGUUGCUCCAAUCCAAUGAAAAUAACAUAUCUUUAAAGCAUUCUGUGGUUAAUAAUGAUAGCACUCAUUUCCUUACUUCAUAUCCAAGUUCUGCCAGCUCUGAACAGCAAACCUUUAAGCCCAGUUAUAGUAGCUUCCCUGCCACUGUUGUGGACUCUACCCCGCCAAAUAUGAAGCUGAGAGAUUCUGAUUCUGAAGUUGAGCAGGACAUGCGUUUCAAUUAUCCCAUGAAUUUGGAUUUUGGUGAAAGAAAUUUUAGUAGCUCCACUAGCAAUUUGCGCACUGUGCACGAUACAGCUGUGCAGACAUCUGAAUCCACAGGUUUCAACUCAAAUAGUUCUAGGAGAUCUCGUCCAUCUUUCCUUGACUCUCUUAACGUGUCUAGAUCGUCAUCUAGUAGUUCUGUCCAACGGACAGAACCAGAGGAUUCAUUUAUAAUCAAUACUUCCAAAUCAAACGGCAUUGAUGCUUUAGGAUCAUCUGCUUUCCAGAAGCUUCCCGUGGAGACCAAAACUGACAGGAGUUUAUCAGAGAUGGCUUCUUCAAAUAUGCCUAGUUCAUUUGAUAAUGCAACAAAAUUUUCAGUUUCUCUUACUAAUGGGGUUGGUAUAAUGAACACUAAUACUAAUGAGAACAUUAUGGAGAGAAAACACGAGUUUUAUCAACCCAAGCAAAAUGAAGAUUUUUCUGCUCUGGAACAGCAUAUUGAAGACUUGACACAAGAAAAAUUCUCUUUGCAACGAGCUCUUGAAGCUUCACGUGCUUUAGCAGAGUCCUUGGCUGCUGAAAAUUCAUCAUUGACAGAUAGCUACAACCAACAGAGAGGUGUUGUGAACCAACUGAAAUCUGAUAUGGAGCAGUUACAGGAAGAAAUCAAGACCCAUUUGGUGGAACUCGAGUCUGUCAAAAUUGCAUGUGCAAAUGCACAUCUCGAGUGUAAUGCUGCUGAUGAACGAGCUAAGCUACUGGCUUCUGAAGUUAUUAGUUUGGAAGAGAAGGCACUCAGGCUGAGAUCUAGUGAGCUAAAGCUGGGGAGGCAAUUAGAGAACUCACAGGCUGAGAUAACUUCAUACAAAAAGAAAAUGUCCAGCCUGGAGAAAGAUCGUCAGGAUUUGCAGUCAACAAUUGAUGCUCUCCAAGAAGAGAAGAAACUAUUGCAAUCCAAGCUACGUAAAGCUUCUGUAACUGAAAAGUCCCCGGGUGUAAGCAGGAGUGCUGAGAAAAAAAAUGUAGCAACAUCGACAGAAGAUUUAGAUGACAUCCCAGUGACUUCCUGCCAGGAAACACAUGGUACUUCAUCUGUUCCUAGAAGUGAUGCUACUGAUUUUCCCAUGCUACCCGAAAAUGGUCAGUCAAAUCUUGAAGCUUCAUCUGUGUACAUUCCACCAGAUCAAAUGAGAAUGAUUCAAAACAUUAACACAAUACUUUCCGAGCUCGCAUUGGAAAAAGAAGAGUUGAUGCAUGCUUUGACAUCUGAGUCAUCCCAGUGCUCCAAGCUAAAGGAUUUGAACAAUGAAUUGUCACGUAAACUUGAGGUUCAAACUCAAAGAUUAGAGCUUUUGACUGCUCAAAGUAUGGCCAAUGAAAAUAUCCCAGCAAGAUUGCCCAAUUCUCAUACCAUGCAGGACAGCAAUACAUAUGCAGAUGAAGGUGAUGAGGUGGUGGAAAGGGUUUUAGGGUGGAUUAUGAAGCUCUUUCCUGGAGGACCAUCCAGACGAAGAACUGGCAAGCGUCUUUGAUGCGAGACAGGAUCACUCAUCAAACUGGGACAACAAGCGUCAUCCUGGAGGACCAACCUGUGCUUCUUCUAUAUCUGCUGCUCCCCUUAUUUUGGCAACUCAACGGAGGUCGUAGUUUGUAUAUUUCAAGUCAGUUAUGCCAUCCAUUGUUUUGUAACCCGUGGAAAUUAAGUUUUUUGGCGGCCUUAAUUCAGUUUGUCAUUCUUUGGCAUAUGACAAUAAGUAAGUCUCUUCUGGCUAUAAUUUUGUUUAAUGAGAAAUUUUAAAGAGGGAUGUCUUUUAUACAUGGAAGGUUAAAAAUUACGGUAGAGUUACCGACAAUGAUGAGAAACUGUACUGGGAAUUUGUUGGCCUUCAGUUUCUGCCCGCAUUUAUUGUAUUCAUUAGCACUUACAGGCUCAAAGCCCUAGAAAUGAAACAAGUGAUUUUGCA